Molecule: messenger RNA, 489 nt
Organism: Ipomoea triloba (trilobed morning glory)
Lineage: Eukaryota; Viridiplantae; Streptophyta; Magnoliopsida; Solanales; Convolvulaceae
Product: ras-related protein RABA5b-like
Exons: 3
Coding region: 1-489 (162 amino acids)
Cellular component (GO): endosome
Molecular function (GO): GTP binding; GTPase activity
Source: RefSeq, a predicted model, not a curated record
AUGGCAUAUGUCAUGCAUGAUAUCAGAUACUGUACCAACUUUGAUUCAGUAGUUGUGCUUUCCAAUAUCUUCCUCUGGUCUGGUCUCUGUCGCGACCAGUUCGACCACAACUCCAAAGCCACCAUUGGAGUGGAGUUCCAGACGCAGGUAGUGGAAGUCGACGGGAAAGAGGUGAAAGCGCAGGUGUGGGACACCGCCGGCCAAGAACGCUUCCGGGUCGUCACGUCGGCGUACUACAGAGGCGCCGUCGGCGCCCUCAUUGUCUACGACAUCACCCGGAUGAUAACUUUUGAGAACAUCAAACGCUGGCUCGAAGAGCUCAACACUCAUUGUGAUACUACGGUGGCAAGGAUGCUGGUUGGAAACAAGUGCGAUUUGGAGAGCAUUCGAGACGUGAGCGUGGAAGAGGGCAAGCUCCUUGCGGAAGAGGAAGGGUUGUUCUUCAUAGAGAUGUCCGCCCUCGACUCCAACAACAAAGGAAUUGGCUAA